Molecule: messenger RNA, 1496 nt
Organism: Ornithodoros turicata
Lineage: Eukaryota; Metazoa; Arthropoda; Arachnida; Ixodida; Argasidae
Gene: PIG-F
Exons: 4
Coding region: 383-1102 (239 amino acids)
Biological process (GO): GPI anchor biosynthetic process
Cellular component (GO): endoplasmic reticulum membrane
Source: RefSeq, a predicted model, not a curated record
CGUCUGCGUUGUCUGCACUCUUUCCUCCUUUUGGUGCCUCGGGUGAAACGCAUGUCCCAUUCAAUCGAUUUUCCGUGUGUUUUAGAUGGUAUACAUGAAGUCCGCUGGUUGAUAUGAGCUAUAUAGAGUAAGUGUAUUGUUUAUUUGCACAUGAAACCUAAUGUACUUCGGCAGUGCGUGUGGAAAUUCCAAUAAUUCGGCGCGUCGUUAAGCCUAACAGCAGGCAUCUGCAAAGUUUUGUUGCCAAUUCUUGGCAUUUCCUAACACAUUACGUGUCAGAAGGCCGUUGACAAUGAGAACAGAGUCCCAUGGCUGAGCACACAAGCAGCACCAAGUGCUUUUAAUAUCUGGAACCCUGCAACCUUGUGAUAGACCGUAUCGAAUGUGUGCUGCAACUUCAGAUGGGACGUCACAGCUAUGGUGGGAAGGCCUCGGAGGGCACCGUCGCCGAGGCUCCACACCCCUGUAUCGUGUUGUUACAGUUGCAGUGUCCGAGGCAGCCCUUUGCGUCCUUCUCUGGCCCUGGCUUCGUGAUGUCCCACAGAUAGGGGUGCCCUUAUUCGUGGUCCUCUCUCUAGCCAUCCAGUUGGCGGCUGCAGUCAUUUGGCUCUACCCUCCAGCCACGUCUCUGUUGAGACUCAGACGACACCCAGAACAAAAGCCUCUGAAAGCAGCUUUAGGAAUUGUGCUAGUGUUUGCACUGGCAGUGGCUGUCUUUUACGUUCUCGCGGUGCUUUUUGGAGCUCCACUCACAGAGCAAAUGUCUGAGACAUUGCUAUUUAGCAUUCAUUUGGCCGCACUGACGACGCUGCCCCUGGUGGUGACGCGUGACACAACUCCGAAGGCACUCCAUAACCUCUUCUUUGGUGAUGGUUCCAUCAGGUGCGCCUUGCCAGGCGGCCCAAAUGCGGACCAUCGAACGCGCGUCUUGACGCGUGCUGCCAUGUUUGCCGUGGCAGGGGCGUGGGCCGGGGCUGCCGCCCUGCCUUUGGACUGGGAUCGCCCCUGGCAACAGUGGCCAACACCCUGUGUCCUGGGUGCCAGUGUAGGACAUCUGCUGGCCUUUCUGCUUCCAGUGCAGGCAACUGGACCGUAUCUGUAGAGUAUGGAAAGACCUGCAGUAGAAACGUUCCUGGUGAAGCAAAGUUGUACGAAAGCGAAUAUUGCGGCACACUGUUGAAUUAGAUGCAGCGUACUGGAGUCUGGUGAAAUAUCAUUCUAUUUGUUUGAUUUGAAGCUGGGUGAAAUAACGGUGUGUUUGUUUCAUUUGAAGCUGGUAAGUGGCUUGGUAAUCCCUCAACUUCUGCUGAGGGUGUGUUUGUGGGCUGUCGAAGGGAGGGACUUUCAAAUCGAGCAUGAUGGCUUGCUUGGCGUGCUUGUGUUGUGCUUCAGAGCACGAUCUAUGCUGUAGAUAAUGCCGUAGGGUAGGCUGAUCUACCUGAUAAACUAAUUUAAAUUUUCUUCGUAUCAAUAAAUUGCGCUUUUUUAGAGUCUGA